UGCACCAUGGAGGGAGCGGCUGUGGUAUCGGCCCGCAGGAGCCCCCCAGUACCAGAGUACAAUGUCUCAACCUCCACCUUGGCCUUCGACCAGCAUUUCACCAUGACUGCCAAAGGAAUACUUCUCUUGGCUGAGAUCAUGUGUGGCAUGUUAGUGUGGAUUCUGGUUGGGGGAACGGAGUAUUUCCAUUUGUCUGCUCUCUGCUGGGUGAUGUUCAUUGCCAUCUUGUGCUGGGUUUUGACUGUCGGCCUGUUUAUAAUUUACCUCACUGGAGCCCACAACAGGAUACCACGGGUCCCCUGGAGGACACUGUCACUGUGUUUGAACUGUAGUGCUACAGCUCUCUAUCUGGUGACAGCACUGGUAGAUGCUCUCUCGGUCACCCAGGCCAUUAGGGGGCGACACAACUACAACUGCUGGGCAGCAUCUGCAUUCUUUGCUUUUCUGACCACACUGUGCUACGCAGGAAGCAGUUACCAGAGCUACCGUGCCUGGAAAACCACAGAAGAAGAGCAGUAGCUGCUCCACUAUUGCCUACUGUUUUAAAGUAAUAUUGUUCCGACUUUCUAUGAGAAACAUGUCAGAUGGAGUGAGAUAUAGCUCCCUUAAAGCUGACCCUUAAAGUUGCUCUAAUUUAUUUCAUGUGUAAGUGCUAUAUAGUCAAGUAGUGAUUAAAAAAUGUUAAAACCCUCAUUUAAAGAGUGACAGUGACAAAACCGUUUUGGAAGCACAAACAAUUUACCUACACAGAAUACAUCCAUUAUUAAUAAGUGCUUGACUGCAAGAUGUUUUAUUUGAAAGAAUAAGAAAAGGUGACUGUUGUUCCACUUUGCUCAGUGUGUGGUGUCCUGCCUCACAUGCCCAGCAGAUGUCCUCAUUGAGUUUCUGAAGAUCGCCUGACCUGAAAGCACAGCCCUUCGCCAACUUAUGUGCCAAACUCAUAAAGUAUAUCAUAUUAGAACAGAUUUACUCUGUAGUUUGUCACAUCAUCAAGCUAACUCGGUACUCUUGUUACUCGCAAGUUGCAGAUGCCAUAAUGCAGUUCACUUUGUUCAUGCAUCACCUAUAAGCCUGUCAAUGAAAGUAAAUUUGUCUUUUACUUAAAUCCAAAAGUGUCAGGCUGAAUCGAGGUUACUACAGCUGUGACAGGAAGUGACCUAAUUGUCUACAACUAUCUGUUGAAUUUUUCUAGGAGUCUAUAACAUUAAUGACCUCCAAGGUUCCAUGAGCACCUUUUUUGAGCUCAGUAGAUUUAAAUAUUUUAUAUUCUAGGUUGUAUAUCUUAAGUUAUAGUUCAAAGCAGACAAAUGCAUUCAACUAAAUGUAUUUUAUUUUGUUUGGAUUUUAAUGUAUCACCUAAUCCUUGUCACCAUUCUAAUCACUAAUAAAUAUUCCUAGUUCAAAAGCUCAAACCACAGAUUACAUAAAAAAAAAAUUGAUGCCACUAACAGAAACCUAUACCUAAUGUGAAAUAUCAUUUCAAAAAAGUUAACAUGUAGGCCUACAGCACAAUCUGCAGUAUUAUUAAUAUUGAGAAUAUCAAAACAGCUUGAACACAGACACGAGAUGAUUUAAUAUUAACACUGAUGAUGAAAACUGUUUUAUUUUUUACUUAAUUUUUUAGUAACAACAUGAGAUAUUUGUACUAGUCAUUUAAUGUAUGACAACUGAUCUUUCAAGAAAAUUUAAGGCAAAUCAAAUUUUUUAUAAUUAUGGCCAGUAUGAUUAGGAUGAAUGAUUCCAGUGACCAACACUUCACUGUAUAUCAGGGGUUGGCAGCUCCUGCUGGACUCCCACAUAAACAGACUUAUGACUGGACUUGCAACUGGCCCCAAAUUGACUCCAGACUUGAAUGCAACUCAUGAGCAUUUUUUAAAGAUUAGUAAAGAACCGCAGCAGGAAGGUUUCAGUUUUUACAUCCUUUUGUAAUCCUGUAAUGCCCAACAGCAUGUGUCUACACAAACAAAACAUACACAUACAGUAGUAAGCUGUGCUGGUGAUGGGACUGAUACCAGAUGUUGUAGGCUUUGGAUACAAGUAUUUCAAAACCCCCAGGCUUAACAAAAAAUUGCCUUCUGUAAAAAAUGUAUGACAAAUAUAUAAUACAUCAGGUCAUCCACUUCAUAUGGCAAAUGAAAACUUAUCCUGAACAGCUAAUGUUGCAGAUAUUAACCUUGUGUUACUGACAUUACUGUUAAUGUCAUUACUGUUGUUUAAAUGUCAGGUAUGUUUGCUACUGACAGGUUUUCUAUCUUGUCUCAGACUUGCAUUUUGUGACUAUUGUACAUACAAUAUGGGCAUGUUGUCUUAAGACAAACUUGCAAUUGUGCACUUAUCCAUUAAGGUACUCACACACUUUGUCAGGACCCCUCACAUUUCAUGUUGCCCUACAUAGUCACUGAAACUGCUUAGGUAUUGUGGGGACAAACUAACAGUGUGGUUGAGGACUUGCUUCUUGGAGCGGUAAACUGUCCUCUCCAAUUUUUAAGUUUUAAACUUGCUGUUUUUAUUUCAUCUUUACAUCUACAACACCAGCUCCCUGAAAAUGAAGCUGCUAAAUGGAAUUUAGUCAUAAUACAUUUUAUUAUUUACAUCUCUGCAUUCCCUGUUAAUAAUCCAGAACAGACAGACAUUAACAGCAUUAUUGCUGGUUUUAGUUUCUGUAAGGGUAGUGGUGAAAAUACUAUUAAAAUAGAAAAUGAUCAGCCUUUUUAUUUGGAGAGCCCAUGUCAUUCUUCUCUGUGUUUUCUGACUUAUCUACAGUGUUACAAUGAUGACUUAUCACCUUAAAUUUGACUGAAAGCUCAAAAAAUGACAUGUACCUAUGUUGUUGUACUUCUAUGCAGAAGCAACUCAGUUUAUACAAGUCUCCGGAAUUCUCACUGACAAGACUUUUUUUCCCCAACUAUGUAAAGUCUUGAGCAGUAGUUUACAUAUUUCCUUGAAUGAUCAUUUUCUCCUGCCUGUGUGAGCUUGUCUGUGGCCUGAAGCCUACAGCUAGUGAAGCACCCUGGGGCUGUGACUGAUCAGCUCAUCAACAUUGGAUUCCCUGGAGCACAGGACCUGUUUAAACCUGCUACAUGUUGCUGGUUAAUGAGUGGAUUAAUGAUCCAUGAUGUUAUUGUUGGAAUUAAUUUCACUACUUUGGGACUGUAUG
Molecule: messenger RNA, 3157 nt
Organism: Monopterus albus (swamp eel)
Lineage: Eukaryota; Metazoa; Chordata; Actinopteri; Synbranchiformes; Synbranchidae
Gene: cmtm8b
Product: CKLF-like MARVEL transmembrane domain containing 8b
Exons: 4
Coding region: 7-519 (170 amino acids)
Biological process (GO): myelination
Cellular component (GO): membrane
Molecular function (GO): structural constituent of myelin sheath
Source: RefSeq, a predicted model, not a curated record